Molecule: messenger RNA, 1454 nt
Organism: Mytilinidion resinicola
Lineage: Eukaryota; Fungi; Ascomycota; Dothideomycetes; Mytilinidiales; Mytilinidiaceae
Exons: 2
Coding region: 378-1454 (358 amino acids)
Source: RefSeq, a predicted model, not a curated record
CUGAAAUCUCUUUAUCAUUAAGCUUGGGCCCUGACUACCCCUCACCUCGGUUUCGGAGAUCUUGGGGUAAUAGAGGGGCUAGAUACAUCUCUUUCUCCAGUUAUUCACACUCCUGGCCGGCGGCAUGGUUCCGGGCUCCGAGAUACCAGUUUGAAUCCAUCAUGGUCAAGAUAGCACGGGAUGCAACCAUUGGUAACGAAUAAUGCGGAGGACUAAAUCAGCCUCCGUGGAUUCCGGGGUUGAAUUAUAGCGAUCUUAUUGAAAAGUCAAGCAUAUAGCUCUCUAGCUUUCAAUACAAAAUCUCAACCUCGUUUCUCAUUUCCUUACAUUCUGGUAUCUAAGCAAGCGAAUAUCACGAUCCAUCCAUCUCUUCUACGAUGUCAACCCAAUACGUCCCCCCAGAAGCCGACUACUGGCUCCCCGUCCCGCUCCCGGGGGAAACAUGGCACACUCACACCAUCCACACGCACUACUUCGGCUGGAGCAUCCCCUCUGAAAAACUCGGCUGCUUCAUCUACGUCCGCGCCCAGCCGCACUUCAAGCUCUGCCUCGCGGGCGUCUCCAUCUUCCGCGGCAUGGAUAACCUGCGUCCCCUCGACUGCGAGCACUCCAACAUCGUCAAUACCCUCCCAUGGCCGACCGUCACACCGACCGGUGAGGGCGGCUGCAUGAAGCUCGAGACGGAGAAUGGGCUGAGUAUCGAGUUUCUGGAGCCGGGGCAUAAGAUGCGGAUUGUGUAUAAGAGCAAGGACGGUGCGACGCAUUUCAAUGUCACGCAGACGGGGCUUUGUCCUGCGCUGCCUAGGGGUCAUGUGAUGGCGGGUGAGGACCGCGAUAGGCGCGAGGGGCAGAAGCCUGGUGGGCUGGAGCAGCUGAUGCAUUGCGUGGGCGAUGUAACGCUGAACGGGAAGGAGUACAAGAUUGACUGCUCCGCAUCGCGGGACCGGUCUUGGGGUCAGGUGCGGACAGAGGACGAAGUCACGUUCCCGCCGAUUGGAUGGUCGCCGAUGGCAUUCGAAAAGGAACUCUCAUUUAACCAGGUCGGGAUUGAGGACUACCAGAAGAGCACGCCGGAUUGGGAGGGCGUGUUCAAGUAUGAUAAGAGUAAGCCGUCGCACCAUUUUUCGUGGCUGGUGAAGGAUGGCACCGAGGUGAGGAAUGUGGUUAAGGUGCAUAGGAGAGUGCUUGAGUUUCACCCGCAGUUACAUUCGGCGAUAAAGCAGGAGAUUGAGUUCGAGGAUGAUAAGGGGGAGAAGUACUUUAUCAAGGGGGAGGCGAUUGCGGUUGCGCAGUUGCCGUCUUGGCCAAACAACGUCUUUGUGGAUAGUGUGUAUAAGUGGGAGGACGAUAAGGGGAGGGUCACUCACUGUGCGUACCAAGAGGCGUGGUAUGCAAGGUAUCAGCAGUUUGUUAAGGGGUUGCUGGAUAUCAAGCCGAAGCACGCAAUCCCGUAG